This is a messenger RNA of Oikopleura dioica, 456 nucleotides long. Lineage: Eukaryota; Metazoa; Chordata; Appendicularia; Copelata; Oikopleuridae. The record is from the annotation of a GenBank genome assembly.
AUGAACGAAGAAGAAAUGAAGGCCCACGUUCUAGCGGAUCUGGAGCAAACAGGUCGGCUGGAACAGCUCCGCGCAAAAGUACGAUACGAAGUCUACCAUAGCAUGGCGAAAGAAAAAGCGGUGUCGAAAAAAGAACUCAGCAACCGCGAAGUGCUAACAGUUUCCAUUAUUUCAGACUGGCUUAAUAACCAUGGCUUUUCAGUCACUGCUGCGCAGUUGAAUUCUGAAACGCAAAUGGGCGGAAAUCCGUUGCCGAAGACAGUUGUAAAGUCAGAACUACGAAUCGACCCUUCAGACGAGCGAGCAAUCUUAGACUCGUUAAUCGACAACCACCUCGGAUCACUUCCCCCUCAGCACAGCGAAAACGCAAGACCAAGCGAUUUCAAUCCAGAGCCACCUCAAAAUCCGAAAAACUCAAAAUCGACAGAUUCUCAAAUGAUUUUCUUCAAGAAAUAG